AUGGCACAUAAACCCACAUAUACCGAUCAACAGCUGGAGUUGUACCUGAGCCGCAUCGGGUAUUCCCACCCCGCUCAAUCUGAGAGUAAUCUUCUCCAGCAGCUCCGCCAGGAUAUUGAGAAAGAUGCACUUUCUGCGUUAUGUCAUCUGCAAAGACGACAUCUCGCUGCCAUUCCAUGGGGCAACUCAGCGCUACAUUAUUCGCAACAUCAUACUAUUUCUCUGAACCCGCAGAGUCUCUUUGAGAAGAUGGUGGAGCGGCAGCUAGAUGGAUACUGCAUGGAGAAUACGGGAAUCUUCUUGAUUGUAUUGCGGUCCUUGGGGUAUCUUGUUUACGCCACUGGAGGUAGAGUCAGUCAUGCUGCGGCGAAGGGAGUGGAUAAUGGGUUAUAUUUGGCAAUUGUUCUGAGCCUUCGAGCCGAGCUGACACCAUUGAUCCGGAAAAGUGGGCAUAUGGUUUUGAUUGUGACCAUUGGAGGGGAAAAGUACAUGGUUGAUGUCGGGUUUGGAAACAAUUGUGCCACUGCUCCACUAUUACUUCAAGAAGGUGCUACUGCUACAGCUAUUGCACCAUCCGAGAUGCGUAUUGUCAGAGAGAGCAUUGCCGAGUUUACGGAUCCAAGUCAAAAGAUCUGGAUCUAUCAAACAAGAUACAACCCCGAGAGCAAGUGGUUGCCACAAAUCUGCUUUUCCGAGGCGGAGUUCCUCCCACAGGAUUUCGGUGUCAUGAACUUCUCCGUCAGCCAGAGCCGGACUAGCUGGUUCACCCAGGUCUUUGUCUGCAUGCGAAUGAUUUUGAAUCAAACUGGAACAGAGAUCAUUGGGCAGUGCGUCAUGUCAGGCAAGGAUGUGAAGGAGAGAUUGCGCGGGCAAACGGAGAUCUUGCAGGUCCUGGAGACUGAAGAGGACCGUGUCAAGGCUCUGGCCAAGUAUUUCGAUAUGCACCUUCGUCAAAGUGAGAUCCAAGGUAUUCGGGGGAUGACCUCGGAGCUCAAGUAG
Molecule: messenger RNA, 999 nt
Organism: Penicillium crustosum
Lineage: Eukaryota; Fungi; Ascomycota; Eurotiomycetes; Eurotiales; Aspergillaceae
Product: arylamine N-acetyltransferase family protein
Exons: 3
Coding region: 1-999 (332 amino acids)
Molecular function (GO): acetyltransferase activity
Source: RefSeq, a predicted model, not a curated record